UUAUAUAGGAAUAUCACCCCUUCACUUUUCACUAACAUGCUCCGUACGCUAAAACCCAAGCCACCAGGGCCUUCAGAUGACACUCCGCCUGUCGCGCCGCAAGCACCCGGCUCGUCUAUAAAUACGAGAGACUCAGACUCAAAUUCGGGGCCCACGUCCAAGACAUUUCAUCUCCUCCCCCGCAACCCACGUACCAUACGCAAGCUCAACAGGAUCAAAGCUGCCCGUGAAAUGCGUUCAGCAUCAACUAAGAAAGUAAACAAGAGCAAGAGGAAGGAGUCAGGCCCGUCAAGGACUGGAGGUACUACAGCGGAGACUUAUACGCUCGAGCCCUCGCAACAGGAAAGUAUAACCGCCGCACUUUGUUACACCGAUUACUCCGCUACGAACGAUUUGGUUACCGCGGAUAUCGAGAGCUACGGUAAUGCCGAGAUGGAGGAAGAGGAUUCUGAACAACAGUGGUCUGCGCACCUGACGGGUGCGCAUAAUGGAAGGGAUCCAUAUGAAGUGGCGAGUAAACCGUAUCUUGAAGCUGGGCUACCGCCACUGUGGAAGCGGUGCCGAUGGUGUGAAGAAAUCCCUGAGUUGCAGCAGAGUACGGGGGGCUAG
Molecule: messenger RNA, 609 nt
Organism: Bipolaris maydis ATCC 48331
Lineage: Eukaryota; Fungi; Ascomycota; Dothideomycetes; Pleosporales; Pleosporaceae
Source: RefSeq, a predicted model, not a curated record